AUGUAUGUUUGCUUUCCGAAGGUCCACCAGUGGCUGUGCAGCAUCAAAGCCUGCAAUGCGGACCCUACCAACCGCCCGGACGUAGUUCUCGUGGCAACUCACGGUGACAUGCUUACGGACAAGGAAGGCAGGAGAAGGGCUGAGACCAUUCUCAGGGAGAUGAGCGGCAUGUUUAGGACCCACCUGAACAUAGCUGAUCAGGUCAUCGUCAUGGACUGUCGGAGGUCCCAAACUUCUGAAAUGACGCAGCUGAAAAAGUGUCUCCACAAUUUCCACGAGGCUCUGCUGCGAAAGCAGCAAGACAUGCCCAAGUUGUGUGCUGAGAUCAUCAAGUGUGUGCCAGAGUGGUGCAAAAGUAGAUGCAGUCCCAAAGGCCCUGUGAUGGACUGGGACACCUACAGACGCGCCGUGAAGGAGUUCAACCCUGCUGUAGAAGAGAACUUUCUGCAGAAGUCAACGGAGCAUCUUCACGAUCAGGCGGAGAUCAUUAUGGUUCGUAAGAGUGCCUCAAGGUCCGACAGCAUCGUCAUCCUGAAGCCUUCUUGGCUGGGCAAAGACGUCUUCGGCCCGACACUUGCACCUGAGAACUUCGUCGAGCGACUAAGAAGAACUGCAGACGAUCUUGUAACGAGAGAUGAGAUCUACCGAGUAUUCGAGGACAAGUCAGAUCCUGAGCUGGUCAUCACCUUGCUGCAAAGAUUCCAACUUUGCCAUUCCUACAAUGGCAAGGAAUUCGUCUUCCCAAGCCUUCUGACACAAGAAAUGCCCAAAGAGGCGUGGCUGCCAACUGGAGAGCCAAUGACGCUGUACUUCGGCAAAGCAUGGCUCUCGCGUCAUCAUGUCCGGAUCCGGCGUGUCCAGUGCUGCUGA
Messenger RNA from Branchiostoma floridae (Florida lancelet), 870 nucleotides. RefSeq lists its product as uncharacterized. The transcript has 5 exons. The record is from RefSeq and is a predicted model, not a curated record. The coding region runs from base 1 to 870 and encodes 289 amino acids. Lineage: Eukaryota; Metazoa; Chordata; Leptocardii; Amphioxiformes; Branchiostomatidae.